Molecule: messenger RNA, 189 nt
Organism: Geosmithia morbida
Lineage: Eukaryota; Fungi; Ascomycota; Sordariomycetes; Hypocreales; Bionectriaceae
Exons: 1
Coding region: 1-189 (62 amino acids)
Source: RefSeq, a predicted model, not a curated record
AUGAAACUUGCCCUGGCUACCGUUGCCUUCCUGGCUACCAUAGCCAUUGCCGCCCCGACCGACUCAGUCAAUCGCGGUGCCGAGCCUGACGCCUGGUGCGAGCGUCCCGGACAGUCUUGCUGGAAGGACAAGCGUGCCCCUGAGGCCGUCCCCGAGGCCGCCGAGCGCGAUUCCAACCCCAAGGCCUAG